Messenger RNA from Lycium ferocissimum, 3075 nucleotides. RefSeq names its product scarecrow-like protein 22. Gene Ontology annotation, cellular component: nucleus. Gene Ontology annotation, biological process: regulation of DNA-templated transcription. NCBI's taxonomy places the organism in Eukaryota, Viridiplantae, Streptophyta, Magnoliopsida, Solanales, Solanaceae. The record is from RefSeq and is a predicted model, not a curated record. The coding region runs from base 482 to 2701 and encodes 739 amino acids. The transcript has a single exon. Gene Ontology annotation, molecular function: sequence-specific DNA binding; DNA-binding transcription factor activity.
AAUUAAAAAAUUUAAAUGAAAACAAAAGAUAGUGAGAGGAGAAGAUGAAGGGCACUUUACUACUUUUUUAUGUUGCACGCAUCCAUGGCAGAAAUCAGAAGGCAAACAAGAGUACUAUUACAAGGCCAACAACAAAAACAGAAGAAAAACAAAAUAGCUAGCCAAAUUUCUCUGUUAACAUAAAAAAAAAACCCUUUUACUCCUUCCACUAUCUUGGCUUAGCUAAUUGGUCUUAUUCUCCAAUAAGAAGCACAAAGAAGCAUCAAAAAGAAGAAACAAGUCAUUAGGCCACAAAGGAGAGUACUUGAAUAAAUGAUUGUAUAUGAAUGAGGUGGGUGUCCUUAGAUGGACAUCUCCAGUUUCAUGCAAUUUUCUUUUGCAGUUUUUCUAGGUAAUUUGUUUUGAUUUGAGGCCAAAACUGAGAGCUUUUUUUUUAUUUUCCAAGUGGAGAAAAAGAGCUGAUUUUGUGGGCUUACUUUAGAUGAAGGGGAUGCCCUUGCCCUUUGAAUUUGAGGGGAAGGGGGUGUUAGACUUAGAAGUUUUGUUCAACAAAAAUAGUAACUUGAAUUCUUGGAACCACCACAAUAAGAAUAGCAAAGAAAGUAGUUACUUUGUAAAUAGUCCAAGUGCUGUCCUGGAUACUAUAAGGAGUCCAAGGCCUAUUACUUCCUCUUCAACCCUGUCUUCAUCUUUGGGUGGUGGUGGUGGUGGUGGCGGCACUGCUUCCACAGACACUGCAGGCGGCGGCGUGGCGGCAGUUUCAGCAAACAAAUGGCAGCAAGACAACACCACUGCCACCAGCUCCAAUGUGGGAGGAGCUGAAUCUGAGGUCCCACCCCAAUCUCUUGAGAUGGGUGCUGCUGGAGGAGAGAAAUGUGCUAUGGAGGAGUGGGAAGGUGGGUUAUCUGAGUCUGUUAUGGCUUCUCCUUGCCAAGAACAGUCUAUACUCAGGUGGAUCAUGGGAGAUGUGGAUGACCCUUCCAUGGCUAACUUGAACAAGGUCUUGCAGGUUAGUGGCCCUGGAGGGGACAACUAUGAAUUCAAUGGAGGAUUUGGGGUUGUGGAUCAAGGCUUUGGUGUAGACCCAGUUGCCCAAAUUGGUAGCUUCAUGCCUGCGAUUAGCUCAUCUGUUUCUGUCUCAAGUUCAGGUUUUCCUACCACCAGAAUGAACAGUGACAAGAUUGGCUCCACAAAUCUCCCUCAAAAUCCAAUCUUUCCUUCAUUGUCUAACAAUCUUGGGUCGGUUACUUUUGGCCAGACACAGUUUGAGAGCACAGAUUUGAAGCCUCAGAGUUUCAAUUCACAGUUCUUGAUAAACCAGCACCAAACACAGAUUCCUCAGAACCCAUCGUUUCUUUUGCCAUUGCCAUUUGCACAGCAGGAGCAAAAUCUUGUCUUGCCACCGCAGGCGAAAAGGCAAAAUCUUGGAGGGCUUGAACCGGGCUCUCAGAUCUCCAAAGGACUGUUUGGGCACCAGCAGCCAACACCGUCUCAGCUCCAGUUGCUUCCCCAUUUCAGGCCAGGAGCAGUGGGGACAAAGCCAAAGAUGGUGGGGGAAGAAAUGGGUCAGUUUCAUCAGCUACAACAGCAGCAGCAACAACAACAACAAGGGAUUAUUGACCAGCUAUUCAAAGCUGCAGAGCUGGUCCAGACGGGGAAUCCGGUACUCGCGCAAGGGAUAUUGGCGCGGCUCAAUCACCAGCUCUCUCCAAUUGGUAAGCCUUUCUAUAGGGCUGCUUUUUAUUGCAAGGAAGCUUUACAAUUGCUACUCCAUGCCAACACCAACAACUUCAACAACAACCCUUCUAAUUCGCCUUUUAGUCUCAUUUUCAAGAUUGGUGCUUAUAAGUCUUUUUCUGAGAUCUCACCAGUUGCACAGUUUGCCAAUUUUACUUGUAACCAAGCCCUUCUUGAGGUCUUGGAUGGGUUUGAAAGAAUUCAUAUCGUAGAUUUCGAUAUCGGUUAUGGCGGGCAAUGGGCCUCCCUUAUGCAAGAGCUUGCCCUGAGAAGUGGUGGCGCACCUACUCUGAAAAUAACUGCAUUAGCCUCACCCUCCACACAUGACCAGCUAGAGCUUGGACUCACCAGAGAAAAUUUGAUCCAUUUUGCUAGCGAAAUCAAUAUGGCAUUCGAGUUUGACAUUCUAAGCAUCGAUUCUUUAAAUUCAACGUCAUGGUCACUGCCUCCUCUAGUCUCAGAGAAUGAGGCAAUUGCUGUCAACCUUCCAGUUAGCUCUCUUUCGAGCUAUCAAUUGUCGCUUCCAUUGGUUCUUCGUUUUGUGAAGCAAUUAUCACCUAGGAUUGUGGUUUCUGUGGACAGAGGUUGUGACCGGACUGACCUGCCAUUUCCAAAUCAUGUAAUUCAAGCCCUUCAGUCCUACUCAAACCUUCUCGAGUCACUAGACGCUGUAAAUGUGAAUUUUGAUGCCCUCCAAAAGAUAGAGAGGUUCUUGCUCCAACCAGGAAUUGAGAGAAUUGUAAUGGGUCGUUUUCGUUCCCCUGAAAGGACGCAGCAUUGGCGGGAACUGUUUUUGUCAUCUGGAUUCUCCCCAUUAUCUCUCAGCAAUUUUACAGAAUCACAGGCCGAGUGUGUAGUCAAGAGGACUCCUGUUCGAGGUUUCCAUGUGGAGAAGAGACAGUCUUCGCUUGUUCUCUGCUGGCAGCGGAAGGAGCUCAUCUCAGCUUCAGCUUGGAGGUGCUGAGGAGCAGUAAAUAAAAUUUGCAGCUACCAACCAACCACCCAUGAAAAAGAAGGUGCUGCAUAAGUCAUAAUAUAUCACUGUUUUAGUAUUGAACCUUUCAAUUUUUGUUGCCCGCAAUUUUCAUUUGCUAAUUUCCUGUGGCGUAGGCAGAUUGUUUCGGCAUUAUAAGAAGAAUCAGACAUUCUGUUAACUGUUCUGCUAUAGUUGCUUAUAUCAGGGUUUAUGUUAAUUAUGUUAUUAUUGUCAUGGUGCUCUAUGAUUUUCUGGAGGUAGGCCUCCGCUGCUUCUAGUUAUUGCCGGGAACUGUGUUGUAAUCUUGACGACAUUACAAAACCAGAAAUUUAAAAAGACGGAAUUUUAACCCGUUUCAUUGA